Budorcas taxicolor (takin) is the source of this 939-nucleotide messenger RNA. Its product is annotated as myeloid-associated differentiation marker-like. The coding region runs from base 1 to 939 and encodes 312 amino acids. Gene Ontology annotation, cellular component: plasma membrane; cell-cell junction. The transcript has a single exon. Lineage: Eukaryota; Metazoa; Chordata; Mammalia; Artiodactyla; Bovidae. The record is from RefSeq and is a predicted model, not a curated record.
AUGUCCACCCGGUGGACAUCCCCAGAUGGUGAUGCCGUGUUUGGCGUGUGCUGCUGCCUCCACCUGCCGCAGCUCUUCUCCACCUGCAUGGCCUUCUCGCUUGUGGCUGACAUGGGCUUUGGGAGAGGGGCCAUAGGUAACUGGGCCAUGUCCUUCUGGUGCGUCUGUUUCGCCAUGACCUUCAUCAUUACCGUAGUUGAGUAUUGCAGGCGCUGGUCCAGCUUUCCUUUCUUCUGGCACAACAUCUCUGUCACCUACGCCUGCUACGCUGCCCUCAUCUGCCUCUCGGCCUCCAUCAUCUACUCCAUCACCUAUGUCCAGUUCAUGCCUUACGGUCCUUACCGGGACCGGGCAAUCGCCGCCACUGCUUUCUCCUGCAUCGCGUCUGUGCUGUAUGUCAUAGAAGUGACCGGGAUGUGGUACUGGUAUGAUCUCGAGCAGAUCUUCUUCUAUAAGAAUACCAUGUCAGCCCUGCUGAAGGUGCUGGAGACCUCCGUGGCUGGUGUCAUCUUCGCCUUCCUCAGCAGCACCUCCCUGUACCUGCACCAGCCGGCCCUGGAGUGGUGUGUGGCCGUGUACUCCAUCUGCUUCAUCCUGGCAGCUGUGGUCCUCCUGCUGGGCCUGGCUGAAUGGAAAUACAUGCUGCCCAGGCCCUUCUCCAUUUUCCAGCUAGUGCUCACCCUGCUCUCCGUCCUCCUCUACAUCAGCGCUCUGGUCCUCUGGCCACUCUACCAGUUCAGCGAGGAGUUCGGCGGGCAGCCCCAGAGGCCCAGCGAUGGGGACUGCGAGGACGAGCUCACCUACGACAUGUGCGCCUGGGACCAGCGUCUGGCUGUGGCCGUCCUGACAGCCAUCAACCUGCUGGUUUAUGUGGCCGACCUGGUGUACUGGGUCCGCCAGGUCUCUGUAGGGACUGAGGACCAGCCUGGGGACUCCUGA